AAGAAAGAUUUGGUUACUUUGACCUGUUCCUUGGAAGAUUCUAGAGCAGUUCAUCUGCAAGUCUCUUGAAAGCAAUACAUGAGUUAGUCAGCAUGGAUUUAUCAAGAACUGGUAUAGAGAAGUUAAUCUUUUUGAUCAAGUAACCUGCUUAGUGGAUUGUGAGUGCUAUGGAUACAACAUACCUUGACUUCAGCAAAGCAUUUGCAAAAUACUGUGUGUCAUUCUCUGGUUAGGAAGCUAAUUAGGUUGGAUGGUAGGACAUUUCAGUGAAUACAUUGUUGACUCAGAAAUCAUGCUCUGAGAAGGCUCAUUGAUCGUAGAUAUAGAUGAUCAUAGAUAUAGAGUGCCACAGAAUUCAGCCCUGGGUCCUGUACUCUCCAACAUUUUUAUUAACAGUAUGGACGAUGAGGUGGGUGAAUGUUUGUUAAAUUCACAGAUGAUCCAAAAUGGGUCAGGAUAUCUAACAUACUGAAGAACCAGGAAAAAAAGUUAGAGAAAUUUCACAGUAUACUCUUUGGUGUGUUACUUAACCAGUGUCUCCUUAUUUAUUAGUAGUACUUUGAUACAGCUCAGAUUGCCAUGGUACUGCAGGUUAUGGAUUGUUCUAAAGGGCCCAUACACUUUCGUUCACUGCAGCAAACAGCUCUCUUCAAAUAGCUGAAAGGCUGUAGAUGAAGGUCAAGCCUUGUUCUCUGUCAGGAUUCUGGAGUGAAAGAUGUGGAAUAGCAGAUUUUAGUUAUAGGAAGGCAGAUACAAAUUCAGUGUUAGGAAACAAUUCCAAACAGUAAGAGGGAUCCUACUUCAGAGAGGUUAUGGGUACCCUUUCACUGGAUGUGUUCAAGCUGGGUAACAUCUAUCUGGGAGCUUUAGUUGGGGUUCUUCUACUUGCCAGAGGACAGAACUUGAUGCCUUCACUGGGCACUUGCAACUCUAGGAUGCCCUCUGCAGCUCUCGGGUGGGAGAGGAAAUAGUGAAAAAUGCUUAUAGACCAGCCAGAAAAGAAGUUAUUUAGGGGGAAAUACAAAAAUAUGGAUCUGUCCAAGGGUCUUUUGAGUGCAUAUUUUUACUAUAGACCUCACAUUUUAAGAAACGUGGAUGAAUAUUCUGAGAGGCAUUAGCAAUGCCAUGUUGUGGCAAUUUUCUUCUUUACGGUUCUGGGUGUAGCCUGGGGAUUGGGCUGGAGGAAACUAUUUGCUUUCUCUGGAGGGGCCACUUGGGGCUCUUGGAGAAGACUGGCAGCCCCCUCUGUUUCAUAGGCCAGAGGAAACAAUCCACAUGCAUCUGGUUAGCCAGCUGGGGAAGAGUUGCAGGGGUCUUGGUCUCCAGCCUCAUCUAGCGAAGCUCACACUGAGUUCUUAUCUCCAGAUUGUAGUACAGCAACCCUAGUGAUAGCAAAGGGAAGAAAUGAUAGAAAAUACAGUAAGAAUUAAAACAGCAAGAACAGCAAGUAAAUGAAAAUAACAAACAGGGCAUAAGCAAAUGUUUUAAUGACAUGAAUGUAUUCUUUGAAGCACGAGAUUUUAGAGGUGAACUUAUAUUGUCUCGGUAGAGUUAAAUCUCCAAAGGCAGAAACUAAGACAACUUGUCGAAGAUCCAUGCGUUUGCAGAGAAUAGAUCCACUGGGUGUUCCCCUACCAGAGGCAGAAGCACAGCUGGAAUCUUCUGUUGAAGAGCAUGCCCGAUUGCCACCUGGACCUCAUCAAAUGGUUGCUACUGUUCAGGAGCCAGAAGCUGACACAUUUCUCCACAUGUGGGCAAAAAUAAGUCAGGUGGAGCCAAAGAAGAAUCAGAAGAGCACAUGUAACUUAGAAAGUUACAAAAUUCAUCUCCGUGGGAUGGUCCUCAGGGAAGAACAUGUUGCAAAAGUGGUGAAAAGCCGGAUUUAUUCUGUGGCUGUCCAUCCAUCCGAAAGCAGAACUCUGGUGGCAGCUGGAGACAAGUGGGGGCAGAUUGGCCUGUGGGAUUUGGACUGCAGUUUGGAAAAUGGAAAGUACAUCUUCAUACCCCAUAGCCAGCCAGUUAGCUGCCUGCAUUUUUCUCCCGCUAAUCCUGCUCAUCUUUUAUCUCUGAGUUAUGAUGGCACAUUACGAUGUGGGGAUGUAACCAGAAGAAUUUUUGAGGAGAUAUACAGAAAUGAGGACCACAGCCUUUCUUCGUUUGACUUCUUGGCAAGUGAUGCCUCUACUUUGGUUGUAGGAAUGUGGGAUGGAAGGGUGGCCAUAGUGGAUCAGAGAACACCGAUACAUUCCCCCGAGCUCUCUGCAGAUCUUCAUUCAAAGACGAGAACGGUCCAUGUUCACCCCAUCAGUAGACAUUACUUCAUUACUGCUGGGGAAAGAAACGUCAGUAUUUAUGAUGCUCGGCACCUGAAGAGCAGAAGCCAGCCAGUACUUGCUCUCACCGGACACACCAAGAGCGUUGCUUCAGCUUACUUUUCACCUGUGACCGGAGACAGAGUGGUGACAACUUGUGCUGAUGAUACACUGAGGAUCUUCGGAACCAAAUGUUUAUCAUCUUUAGCUCCUAUCCUCGCAACUAUACGGCACAACAACAACACAGGCCGAUGGCUGACCAGGUUCCAGGCCGUUUGGGACCCCAAAAGGGACGACUGCUUUGUGGUGGGGAGCAUGGCACGGCCGAGACAGAUCCAAACCUUUCACGCCACCGGAGAACUGGUGCACUCCUUGUUCAGUGAGGAUCACCUUAACUCUGUUUGUUCCAUCAACUCCUGGCACCCCACCAGGUAUAUUGUUGCGGGUGGAAAUUCCAGUGGCCGCCUGCAUGUCUUCAAAGAGUGAACAGGGCCAGAAGAAGAAAUCCGGAUUUGGUGUUUAGCUUAGUUAUGACAUAUAUUGCCUCAGGACAAAGAUAGCUGCAGACAAAUAAAUAGAUUGUGUUACGCAUCUUAAGAUGGUAUCUAUUGCUACUAAGUUGGAAAUUAAUAAGGCCCAAACUUGUCAUUUUGGGAUUAUCAGUUUUUGAAUGGGUUGUGAGAAACUGUUAGUGUCAGUUUAUUCACAGCAGCUUAUCAAUCUGUGUGAGGAACUGUGCAAUAGGGAAUACCCCGUUUAGAAGUUAAAUGCUGAUACUUUUGUGAUAAGAAAUAUAAAUGUUGGUGUGUUCAAGAGUGAAUAAAAAGCAUA
Molecule: messenger RNA, 3143 nt
Organism: Python bivittatus (Burmese python)
Lineage: Eukaryota; Metazoa; Chordata; Lepidosauria; Squamata; Pythonidae
Source: RefSeq, a predicted model, not a curated record